CUCCCGUGCAGUAGUCAAGUCAGUGUUGGCGCGGGAGGUGCAGUGGCUCUGUCGGCUCGUUUUCUAAACCAAUUAUUAUUCCUCUCCUUACACACACAAAAAAAAUGUCGUGGCAAAAUUACGUUGACCAGCAGCUGAUGGGCUCUGGCUUUGUUUCUAAGGCGGUUAUUGCCGGUCACGAUGGCACAUUAUGGGCCAAAAGUGAUAACAUCGAACCAUCCCGGGAGGAGUUAGUAAAGUUAGCAAACAGUUUUACAGAUCAGAAAGGCCUUGCAAUGACUGGAGUUCACAUGGGUGGUGAAAAGUACUUCUACCUCUCUGGCACCGACAAGGUUAUCCGAUGCAAGAAAGGGAAGGCAGGAAUGCACUGCAUGAAGACGUUGCAAGCAGUCCUGAUAGCCAUGUUCGAGGACCCUAUUCAGCCCCCUCAGGUGGCUUCUAUUGUAGAGUCACUAGGGGAAUACCUUAUCUCCAUGACUUAUUGAGUGAAUGAAGACUUCGUGAAUAUCACUAUCUUCAUUGGAGCUUCAUGGCAGUGGGUGACAUGUGAUAAACCAGUGUUGACCAGUGUUUGACGGUGACUUGAACAUGUGUUCCAUCUUGAUAAAAACUUGGCUACUCAAUCAGAAAAAAUAAAAGAUGAAAAAAAAGUGGAAACCCAUGUAUUUUUUGUUUUUCUUUGGAUAAUACCAGCAACAAUUUAGGAAAGGCUUGGCUGUCACACCAGUGUUUAUGUAUGUAUGUAAUGUAUUUGACGUCGGAAAGGGUUCUAUGAAAUGAAUAUACUUUCGCGUUUAAAAAAAAAAAAAAAACACCUUUGUAUAAUAAAUUUUUUCCAUGGACAUUUUAUUAUUGCAGCUUUUUGUGAAUUAACUUGCACUCUUAUAUAAGUGAUGGUUUGCAGCUGAUGGUUUUUGCAACUAUUAGUGAAGUGGCUAGCCUGUGUAUAUUUGCGAGCAUUUAGUGGUAGGGAGAGGGAUGAUCUGAUAACCUUGUCCUUAUAAUCCUCCUGAUAAUUUUGUCUUCCUCUGCUUUCAUCUCCAGAACAUACCUCUGACAAAUUGCCUUUUUCAGUCUUGCCUCCAUCUCGGUAUUUUCCUCAUCCUCGACUCCCACACUCCAACAUACUUGUGUGAGUGUCUAGUCUCUGCUAGCCACUGAUCCCAGUGUUGAAUUUUUGUUUUAUUUUUUUUAUAUUAAAUUUGUUCCUAAAUGAAAUUUAAAGUUUCCUGUACCCAACAGCUGUAAAUGGAAACUAUUAAAUGGAAUAAGCAUUCCUUAUCUCAA
Penaeus indicus is the source of this 1287-nucleotide messenger RNA. It is a transcript of the gene chic, whose product is annotated as profilin-like. Gene Ontology annotation, cellular component: cell cortex. Gene Ontology annotation, molecular function: actin monomer binding. The record is from RefSeq and is a predicted model, not a curated record. The transcript is spliced from 4 exons. Lineage: Eukaryota; Metazoa; Arthropoda; Malacostraca; Decapoda; Penaeidae. The coding region runs from base 105 to 485 and encodes 126 amino acids.